This is a messenger RNA of Oncorhynchus kisutch (coho salmon), 423 nucleotides long. Its product is annotated as probable pancreatic secretory proteinase inhibitor. The transcript has 4 exons. NCBI's taxonomy places the organism in Eukaryota, Metazoa, Chordata, Actinopteri, Salmoniformes, Salmonidae. Gene Ontology annotation, biological process: spermatid development; negative regulation of serine-type endopeptidase activity. The coding region runs from base 106 to 354 and encodes 82 amino acids. The record is from RefSeq and is a predicted model, not a curated record. Gene Ontology annotation, molecular function: serine-type endopeptidase inhibitor activity; protein binding.
ACAGCCUGACUCCUGUCAGCUGUGAAAGUUCUCACACCUGCUGCUUCACAAUAACCACUGAGCGACUGUUUGAUAGGGCACUCUCGCUGUCUGUCCACUGACAACAUGGCUGGAAAAGUAGUGAUGCUGCUGUGUGUGAUGCUCCUCGUCGCCUUUGCAGGCGCAGAAGAAGAGAACUCUGGACUUUACAGAAAGCCAUCUUGUGUUGAUAUGGUGGAGAUUCUGGCUUGCCCUAUGAACUUGGCUCCUGUGUGUGGCUCCGAUGGCAACACCUACCCCAACGAGUGUGCACUCUGUGUCCAGAGACAGGAAACCAGAACGGACAUCUUAGUCAUGAAGGAGGAGAGCUGCUAGUGGGAUCUGACAUCACCAAACAAAUGACAUCAUCAUGACCAGAUAAUAAAGCAAUUGGCAAAUAAAGAA